GAAACGGAGUGUGUCAUUAAAAACUAGGCCUUUAAACUGUUGAUCUCUUGUCCUUUCUAAAUCUGAUUCUGGGUUUUCUUUUUGCUUUCAAAUUUCCAUUGUUGUAUAUAAAUUAGCAUUUUUUCGUGGGAGAAAGAUAUUGACUUUUAGGACUAAAAUGUAUGUGAAGAGUAGAGGAGAGUUUGCUUCAAAGCAGGUCUUGUCGAAGAACUUGGCUCUCGUGCUUUGUCUUGCUAGCUUCUGUGCAGGAAUGUUCUUCACCAAUAGGAUGUGGAUUGUACCUGAUGCGAAUGCCGUCACGUGGACUUCCAGAGCCGACGGUAAACAAUUUGUGGAUUGUAAUCAGAACAUUGUGAGUUCUUUUAAUGAAGCCAAUAGCUCUAGAGGCAUUUCAGAGUCCCAACAUUCUAUUGAGACCGUGGAUAAAGCCAUUUCAGAUUUGGAGAUCAAAUUGAUGGCUGCUAGGGCAGAACGUGAGACAAUUAUAAAAGACCCUAUGAUAUCUGAUGGCGUGAAGAAUAUUGAAUCGACUUUAAAAGGAAAAUAUUUUAUGGUUAUAGGAAUCAAUACAGCUUUUAGUAGUCGUAAGCGAAGAGAUUCAGUACGUGCUACUUGGAUGCCUCAAGCUGAGAAGCGCAAAAAAUUAGAGGAAGAAAAAGGCAUCAUCAUACGGUUUGUUAUAGGCCACAGUUCAACAUCAGGUGGCAUUCUUGACAAAGCCAUUGAAGCUGAGGAAAAGGUGCAUGGAGACCUUUUGAGAUUGCAACAUGUUGAAGGCUACCUGGAGUUGUCGGCCAAGACAAAAACUUAUUUUGCCACUGCUGUUUCCCUGUGGGAUGCAGAAUUUUACAUCAAAGUCGAUGAUGAUGUUCAUGUGAAUCUAGCAACACUUGGUAUGACUUUAGCUGGACAUAGAAAGAAACCCCGAAUUUAUAUUGGCUGCAUGAAGUCUGGUCCUGUUCUUGCUCGAAAGGGAGUGAAAUACCAUGAACCCGAGUACUGGAAAUUUGGCGAGGUUGGAAACAAAUAUUUCCGACAUGCUACGGGACAACUGUAUGCUAUAUCGAAAGAUUUGGCCACUUACAUAUUGAUAAAUCAGAAUGUACUGCAUAAAUAUGCUAAUGAAGAUGUUUCGUUGGGAGCUUGGUUUAUUGGUUUAGAUGUAGAGCAUGUGGAUGAUAGGAGACUCUGCUGUGGUACUCCCCCAGAUUGUGAAUGGAAAGCUCAAGCUGGUAAUAUCUGUGUUGCUUCAUUCGACUGGAGGUGCAGUGGUAUUUGUAAGUCCGUGGAGAGGAUUACGGAGGUUCAUGAACGUUGUGGUGAGGACAAGAAUGCUUUAUGGAGCACGAACUUCAUGCAAGCGACAAAAACUUCUUCCUGAGGAACAAUAUACUUGAAGAGAACUAGCACAGAGAUGCUUUUGUCACCUUUCUAUAAUUUUCUCCCCUUUCCCCACAUUUAUGUUUGCAUCCAUAGGUGUAAAGAAUGUGUAGCAGUAUAGGAUACCAUAGAAAAACAUAACAGAUACCCCUUGCUUUUUGCUUCUGGGGUACCCCUCUACCUCUUAGGAUACCU
Molecule: messenger RNA, 1575 nt
Organism: Hibiscus syriacus
Lineage: Eukaryota; Viridiplantae; Streptophyta; Magnoliopsida; Malvales; Malvaceae
Product: probable beta-1,3-galactosyltransferase 1
Exons: 11
Coding region: 158-1381 (407 amino acids)
Cellular component (GO): Golgi membrane
Molecular function (GO): hexosyltransferase activity
Source: RefSeq, a predicted model, not a curated record